AUGACUCCACCUUCUGCUUCACCAGUUCCGUCUGCAGUCUCUUCUACCACGAACUCUUUACAUUCACAUGACCGGGAUGGAGACCCUUCGGUAACACGCGCCCUGGCGGGCAUGACUGUUUCCCCGCCGAAUGGGGAGGUUCUCUCCCCAUCGGCCACCUCCCCAGCUCCCAAGCAGACCAAAGCCAAUAUGGCUGCCCGUUUUUCGCGCAUGUUCUCCAGCUCAGGGAAGGUCCCUCAGCAGAAGGAACAGCAGAAGGAACAGCAGAAGGAACAGCAGAAGGAACAACAGAAGGAACAACAGAACCACGACAUCCACAGAGAUCUAUCCGACAGUAGCCUCGAAAGUAUCCAGGCACCAUCCAGUCAUAAAGAGAAACCUUCUUCAAAACCUUCAUCCCGUGCGAACUCAAGACCUCCGUCCCGCACGCCUUCUCGCCAGCCCUCUCUGAAGAACGAGCCUAUUGAGAAGGACAGCAAAAAGAAAAUCAAUGGCAGCAAAGCAGAGAAAGAGACCGCAGUUGCCCCGCAUAAGCGAUUUGAACUCCUCCCCGAGCACCUGGGACACCACUGUCACCACCUUCGAAGUGCCCGCCGGCAAGAAAAGCUCACCGAUCUUCUUCGCGAUAUGCUCGGAGCCCGCAAGAAGGACGAUCAGGUGGACGAGCAGCAACUUUCCCUUAUGUCGACCUGGAUCGACCAGUUCAGAACCGAACGAGACAAACUCGCCGCCGACAAGAAGGGUGGCCCGAAUGCCACCGCAUCUCUGGUCGACAAAUACGGGAAAUGCCAGGAGAUUGUAGGCCGCGGCGCCUUUGGCAUCGUCCGCAUCUCACACAAAGUCGACCCGGCCGAUUCGAAAUGCGAACAGCUGUAUGCCGUGAAAGAGUUCCGGCGCCGUCCUCAGGAGACAGCCAAGAAAUACCAGAAGAGACUCACUUCUGAAUUCUGCAUCUCUUCAUCUCUUCGUCACCCAAAUGUCAUUCACACUCUAGAUCUCCUGCAGGAUGCCAAAGGCGAUUACUGCGAGGUCAUGGAGUAUUGUGCCGGAGGUGAUUUGUAUACCUUGGUCCUUGCCGCUGGAAAACUCGAGGUUGCUGAGGCAGACUGCUUCUUCAAACAGCUGAUGCGCGGAGUUGAAUAUAUGCAUGAGAUGGGUGUUGCCCAUCGUGACUUGAAACCCGAGAAUCUGCUAUUGACUACCCACGGUGCGCUGAAGAUCACCGACUUUGGCAACGGUGAAUGUUUCCGUAUGGCCUGGGAAAAAGAAGCCCACAUGACAGCGGGCCUCUGCGGAUCGGCACCUUACAUUGCGCCGGAGGAAUACACCGAGAAGGAAUUUGAUCCUCGCGCUGUCGACCUGUGGGCUGUUGGUGUGAUCUACAUGGCUAUGCGUACUGGUCGACACCUGUGGCGAGUGGCCCGCAAAGACGAGGAUGAAUUCUAUCAACGUUACUUGGAGGGUCGCAAGCACGAGGAUGGCUAUGCGCCUAUUGAAACACUACACCGGGCACGUUGCCGAAAUGUGAUCUACUCUAUUCUAGAUCCCAACCCCUCCCGCCGCAUCAACGCAUCUCAAGUGCUCAAGUCCGAGUGGGUACGACAGAUCAAGCUUUGUAAGGCGGGUGAGGAAGGAUUCUAG
Messenger RNA from Penicillium chermesinum, 1641 nucleotides. Its product is annotated as serine/threonine protein kinase SAT4. The coding region runs from base 1 to 1641 and encodes 546 amino acids. NCBI's taxonomy places the organism in Eukaryota, Fungi, Ascomycota, Eurotiomycetes, Eurotiales, Aspergillaceae. Gene Ontology annotation, molecular function: protein serine/threonine kinase activity; ATP binding. The transcript is spliced from 2 exons. The record is from RefSeq and is a predicted model, not a curated record. Gene Ontology annotation, biological process: intracellular signal transduction; intracellular monoatomic cation homeostasis; protein phosphorylation.